This is a messenger RNA of Uloborus diversus, 1898 nucleotides long. RefSeq names its product T-complex protein 1 subunit delta-like (gene CCT4). The transcript has 14 exons. Gene Ontology annotation, biological process: protein folding. The record is from RefSeq and is a predicted model, not a curated record. Bases 83 to 1699 code for a protein of 538 amino acids. NCBI's taxonomy places the organism in Eukaryota, Metazoa, Arthropoda, Arachnida, Araneae, Uloboridae. Gene Ontology annotation, molecular function: ATP binding; ATP-dependent protein folding chaperone; ATP hydrolysis activity. Gene Ontology annotation, cellular component: chaperonin-containing T-complex.
AAUAGCGCUUUAACAACACGCUGAUUGCAGAACGUGCGUCCGGCUUUGUUUCUAAAGGAAGAAAUCUGAAAAAUCUAUUUCAAUGGCACCCAGCAACGCUUCUACUAAAGGUUCCGCACCUGCAAAAAGUUCUAGUGCACGAUCUUUUAAUGAAAAAGAGAAACCAAAGCAAAUUAGAGACAGCAAUAUCACAGCCGCUAAAGCUGUUUGCGAUGCCAUUCGUACAAGUUUAGGGCCUCGUGGAAUGGACAAAAUGAUUCAAUCUGGAAAUGGUGAUGUAACUAUUACUAAUGAUGGUGCAACUAUUUUAAAGCAAAUGCAAGUAUUACAUCCUGCUGCUAGGAUGCUCGUCGAUUUGUCUAAAGCACAAGACAUUGAAGCUGGUGAUGGUACUACAUCUGUAGUUGUGAUUGCAGGUAGUCUUCUGGAUGCAGCUGCAAAACUGUUGGAUAAAGGGAUCCAUCCUACAACAAUAUCCGAGUCUUUUCAGCAUGCUGGUGCGAAAGCUGUUGAAGUUCUGAAUGACAUGGCAGUACCUGUAGAACUAAAUGACCGAGAAAGUCUCUUGAAGAGUGCUACAACUGCCCUCAGCUCAAAGAUUGUUUCCCAGCAUUCCGUGCUCCUUGCUCCUCUAGCUGUUGAUGCUGUGAUGAAAGUCAUUAACCCAACUGUUGAUACCAAUGUGAAUAUGAAGGAUAUUAAGAUAAUGAAACAAUUGGGGGGAACUGUUGAUGAUAUUGAAUUGAUUGAUGGUCUUUUGUUUAAACAAAAGAGUGCAGGAUUAGCUGGAGUGACUAAAAUUGAAAAGGCUAAAAUUGGACUAAUACAAUUUUGUGUGUCACCCCCAAAAACUAAUAUGGAUCAUCGUAUAGUUGUGUCCGAUUACACGCAAAUGGACCGUGUGCUUAGGGAAGAAAGAGCAUAUCUACUUAAUAUUGUAAAACAAGUCAAAAAGGCAGGAUGCAAUGUGCUACUGAUACAGAAAUCUAUUCUUAGGGAUGCUGUGACAGAUUUAGCUCUUCAUUUUUUCAAUAAGAUGAAGAUUAUGGUGGUAAAAGAUAUUGAACGUGAAGAUAUUGAAUUUAUUUGCAAAACUUUAAGCUGUCGCCCCAUUGCCAGUCUUGAUCAUUUUGUACCGGAAGCUUUGGGAUCUGCUGACCUUGUGGAGGAAUUCCAAGCUGGAGGUACAAAAUAUGUGAAGGUAACAGGUGUUGCAAAUCCUGGUAAAACUGUUACUUUGUUCUUGAGAGGUUCAAAUAACCUUGUUUUAGAGGAAGCUGACCGAUCACUUCAUGAUGCUCUCUGUGUUAUCCGAUGCUUAGUCAAGAAAAGAGCUGUAAUAGCUGGAGGUGGAGCUCCAGAAAUUGAAAUUUCUCUGAAGUUAGCCGAACACUCACGUACAUUACAAGGUGAAGAAGCGUAUUGUGUGCGAGCUUAUGCCGAUGCUUUUGAGAUAGUGCCUUACACUCUUGCUGAGAACGCCGGACUCAACGCCAUUGCAACUGUUACAGAGCUCCGAAAUAGGCAUGCUAAGGGGGAGAAGAAUGCUGGUAUCAAUGUUAGAAAGGGAUCUGUCACCAAUAUUCUCGAAGAAAACGUGUUGCAACCUCUGCUAGUCAGUGUUAGUGCUGUGACUUUAGCUUCAGAAACAGUUCAAACAAUUAUGAAAAUUGAUGAUAUUGUUAAUGUUGUUCGAUGAAAACAACAGAAGAAAGAUUAUUUGCUGCAAAAUUGCUCGUUCUAACAACCAAUACAUUCGACUGUAUUCUGCAUUUUGAACUGUUUUCUGGUUUCUUGUUUCUUUUUUAUUACUACUGACAUUCAUUUUGUAAUUGGACUUCACUGUUUCAUUUUUGAUUGUUUGCCAUCUGCUAAUAAAAAGUAUUUCUAUACUAUAA